This is a messenger RNA of Linum tenue, 375 nucleotides long. The record is from the annotation of a GenBank genome assembly. NCBI's taxonomy places the organism in Eukaryota, Viridiplantae, Streptophyta, Magnoliopsida, Malpighiales, Linaceae.
AUGGGGAUCCGGAGCUUGUUGCCUUCAUCAAUGGUGGUCGGAGCCAAGAAGAUCAUGAAGAGGAAAAACCACCACCACCAUUAUUAUCAGCAGCAGCAGCACUACUCUCAGCACAGCUUCCCCUUAGCAGCAAACGAUCACCACGCCGCCGCGGCGGUGCCGAAAGGCCACAUUGCGGUCUACUUGUCUGGUGACGAUGAUCAUCACCAAAUGAAGAGGUUCGUGGUGCCGAUUUCGUACCUGAACCAUCCGAUGUUCGGAGAGCUGCUCGACAUGGCGGAAGCAGAGUUCGGGUUCCAUCACUCCAUGGGAGCUCUGACUCUGCCUUGCGAUGAAGAUUCUUUCCUCCACCUCAUCUCUUCCCCUGCAUUUUGA